Molecule: messenger RNA, 486 nt
Organism: Leptonychotes weddellii (Weddell seal)
Lineage: Eukaryota; Metazoa; Chordata; Mammalia; Carnivora; Phocidae
Product: ubiquitin
Molecular function (GO): protein binding
Source: RefSeq, a predicted model, not a curated record
GAGCGGCUGACAUUGUCGGGUGUCGGUGUCUUGGCGUCCGGGUGACUCGGCGUGAUUGCGUCUGGUGUCUUUGCAUUCGCUAACAGGUCAAAAUGCAGAUCUUCGUGAAGACCCUGACCGGCAAGACCAUCACCCUGGAGGUGGAGCCCAGUGACACCAUCGAAAACGUGAAGGCCAAGAUCCAAGAUAAAGAGGGCAUCCCCCCUGACCAGCAGAGGCUCAUCUUUGCAGGCAAGCAGCUGGAAGAUGGCCGCACUCUUUCUGAUUACAACAUCCAGAAAGAGUCAACUCUCCACCUGGUUCUCUGUCUGAGGGGUGGCUGUUAAUUCUUCAGUCUUGAAUUCAUAGUGCCCAGUGAUGGCAUUACUCUGCACUCUAGCCAUUUGCCCCAAUUUAAGUUUAGAAAUUACCAGUUUCAGUAACCGCUGAAUCACUGGUUUUCUCAAUAGCUGUUCAAAAUGUUAAUAAAAGUUUUGUUGCAUGGUA